Messenger RNA from Microplitis demolitor, 2901 nucleotides. RefSeq names its product solute carrier family 2, facilitated glucose transporter member 1. Gene Ontology annotation, cellular component: membrane. The transcript is spliced from 4 exons. NCBI's taxonomy places the organism in Eukaryota, Metazoa, Arthropoda, Insecta, Hymenoptera, Braconidae. Bases 439 to 1899 code for a protein of 486 amino acids. Gene Ontology annotation, biological process: monosaccharide transmembrane transport. The record is from RefSeq and is a predicted model, not a curated record. Gene Ontology annotation, molecular function: hexose transmembrane transporter activity.
CGUGUAAUCUUAUCACCAACGAAACUCGAUGGCUUAUUGUGUAUCCAAGAGACACGAGACGAUUAAACAUUAUUACUUUACGCAGAUAGUCCAUUAUUAUUUUUUUUUUCGCUGACACGGUUGUUUCUUUUACACGUGCUCACUUUAUUAACUUGGAAUAAUCUUGAACUUUUUAUUCGCGUUAUAACCGACUUUAACAUCGAUACACUCAACACGCGUUUAUUAAAUUACUCAAUUUAAAAAUAAUUUUUUUUUAGUUUUUUUAACAAAAACUUAUCAAUUGGAUAUAAAUAAAAAAUGUUUAUAGUUUUUUUUAGUUGGUUGUGUAAUUUAAAUUUAGCUAGUGAUUAGCUCUAGGGUGCUGACGUCACUGAUAAAAAAUAUUUUAACAUAAUGUCGUAAGAUAUGUUACUGAGUGUAAUAAAAUAAUUAUUUUUAAUGGCAGAACAUUAUAGAAAAUCAUUUGUGAGUAAUGUUACGUCUAGCGGUCUUAAUUUUCAUUUGGCCUUUGCAAUUACCGCGGUCGCAUUGGGAUCUGCUUUUCAACAUGGUUACAAUACUGGUGUUGUCAAUUCUCCUCAAAAGAUCAUUAGAACCUGGAUGGCUGAAGUCCAAACCAAUAGAACCGGUGUUCCGGUUACUGAAGAGGACAUGACAGACUUGUGGGCAUGGGCAGUGGCCAUCUUCUGUAUUGGUGGUAUAAUUGGUGGAUCCUUGGUAGGAACUAUUGCUGACAGAUUUGGACGUAAAGGUGGUCUGUUGCUCAACAAUAUUUUGGUGGUACUGACAGUUAUAUUCGAAGGAUUCAGUAAAACGGCAAACAGCUACGAGAUGAUUGUCGUGGGACGUCUUUUCAUCGGAAUAAACGCCGGUCUCAACGCUGGAAUAACUCCAAUGUAUUUGGGAGAAAUAUCACCGAUGCAUUUGAGAGGAGCUGUUGGUACUGUUUACCAACUUAUUGUCACUAUUUCAAUUCUUGUUUCUCAAAUCCUCAGUAUGGACAAAGUCCUGGGUACCGAAGAGCAGUGGCCACUUCUUUUGUGUCUUACGAUUAUUCCGGCAAUCUUCCAGUGCGUUACUUUACCCCUGUGCCCGGAAAGCCCCAAGUAUCUUCUGUUGAGCCGUGGCAAAGAUGUUGAUGCACAGAGAGGACUCUCCUGGUUACGUGGCACCAAUGAUGUUUAUGAUGAAAUGGAAGAAAUGAGAACUGAGGCAGAAUCUAUUAAAUUGAUUCCACGUGUUACACUGAAGGAAAUAUUUGUUAACCCGGCUUUGAGAAUUCCGUUGAUUAUUUCAUUGAUGGUCAUGUUGGCACAACAGUUUUCUGGAAUUAACGCUGUCAUGUUCUUCUCAGAUGCUAUCUUCCGUAUGGCAGGAUUGAACACAGAUGCAGCCCAAUCGGCAACUCUAGGAGUUGGAGCUAUGAAUGUUGUCAUGACUUUUGUUUCAUUGAUUCUUGUUGAAAAGUGUGGACGUAAAACUCUCUUGCUGUUUGGAUUUGGUGGAAUGGUUAUUGAUACUGCUUUACUUGCAGUCUGCUUAGCAUACGCGGAAACUUCACAAGUGGCAGCAUACUUUUCCAUAGCAUUAGUUAUUAUGUUCGUGGUACUAUUUGCAACUGGUCCAGGAAGUAUCCCGUGGUUCUUGGUCUCGGAAUUGUUCAAUCAAUCAGCAAGACCAGUGGCAACAUCUAUUGCCAUUGCUGUUAAUUGGGGAGCUAACUUCAUCGUCAGUUAUUCAUUUCUCCCGCUUAAGAACUUACUCAACACGAAUGUAUUCGUUCUUUUCGCUGUCAUCCAAGCGCUCUUUACACUCUUCAUCUACAAGAAAGUUCCAGAAACAAAGAACAAGACUAUUGAAGAAAUCAGCAGUAUGUUCCGGCAAAUAUCGUAUCAGUGAGGCGAUAACUAAUUUAAAUAAACUUUACAUGGUAAUAUAUAUUUAAAUCUUUAGGAAAAAAAUGUGUGACUGAUAAUCGUAUGAUUCUGAACGCAAAUGAUUGAGAUUUUUUUUUUUUUUUUAUGAAUCAUGAAUUGCAGUUUGAUUGUUUUUAUUAUCGUCGAUUACUGAUACCGAUUUUAUAUGUAUGAUAUAUAUUAUUAAUGAUUAAUAUUUUUUUUUAUACGUGUUAUGAAAAUGUUGAACUGCGAUGAGAAAACAGGACUUAGGCAUCACUUAGUUUUUAAAAUACUUUUUUUUUUUUUUAGCUUAAUAAUUUUUGUAUUUUAUGAAUUUUGAUUUUUUCGAUUUUAUUUUUUAAUUUCCGAAAUUUUUAAUGCAAAAAAUUACAGUAGUCAUGACAGGCAGACUCAGGAUAGAUAAAGUUAAAAAUUAUUUGGAUCGUGUUAUUUUACUAACACAUCCAAAAAUUUUAAAACUCUAGUCAUAAUUCAAAUUUCGUAUUUUUCAUAUUCUUGUUUACGCAGUAAGCGAAUAUUUUUAUCAACAUUUUUCCUUAUUGUUCUCCGGUUAAUAAAUACUGUCUGAAUUUACUAAAUAAAUCGACAAAAAGUAUUUAAAAAAAAAAAAAAAAAAAAAAAAAAUUCUCAUGAAAUUUAAUAACGAUUGAUUUAUUUAUUAAAUUUUAUCGGUAUUAAUUUUAGUAUUCCGAUUCAAGAUAUUUGAAAUUUAUUGCCUGUUCAAGACAACGAAGAUAUACUUUAUUAUUAUUUUUAUAAUUAUUAAUAUAAUUAAUUAAUUAAUAUUAAUAAUUUUAUUUGGAUGGAGCUUUAUCGAACUGCUAAACUGUCUAUGACAGAUAAUUAAUUUAAUAUAAAAUUUUAAUAAUUAGUGUACAAACAAUAACAUUAACAGUAUAAUCAAUUUCAAAAAUUUCAGUAGAUAAUUAUAAUAUUAAUUAUUUUUUUUGUCAUAAUUGUAAAUAAUGAGAGUGCACGUAGA